This is a messenger RNA of Eucalyptus grandis, 1530 nucleotides long. Its product is annotated as EP1-like glycoprotein 4. The record is from RefSeq and is a predicted model, not a curated record. Bases 495 to 1391 code for a protein of 298 amino acids. Lineage: Eukaryota; Viridiplantae; Streptophyta; Magnoliopsida; Myrtales; Myrtaceae. The transcript has a single exon.
UCUGGAAGCUCGCUGUAAAUAGAAAACUCCAUCAAUGCCCAUCACAUCCCAUAGAUCAAUAACUCAACAUUUCUUCAUCAAUGUCUCUUCUCCACUUCCUUCUCUUGCUCUCGCUUUCGCUCCUUGCUCGAGCUGCCGUCCCUCCCUCCGCUCAAUUCAAGUUCGUCAAUGAGGGCGAGUUCGGGCCUUACAUCGUCGAGUACGACGGCAAUUACCGGACCUUCGGCAUCUUUAGUUCCCCGUUCCAGCUGUGCUUCUACAACACCACCCCCAAUGCCUUCACCUUGGCCCUGAGGAUGGCCACCGCGCAAUCUGAUUUGCUCCUCCGCUAGGUCUGGGAGGCCAACCGGGGCAAACCAGUCCGUGAGAACGCGACCUUCGCACUCGGGGCCGACGGCAACCUUGUCCUGGCCAACGCUGACGGCCAGGUCGCGUGGCAAUCACGCACUACGAAUAAAGGUGUCGUUGGGUUCAAAUUGCUCCCCAAUGGCAAUAUGGUUCUCUAUGACUCCAAGGGCAAUUUCGUGUGGCAAAGCUUCGACUCGCCCACGGACACCCUCCUUGUGGGCCAGUCCUUGCGGGCCAGAGCAGUGAGCAAGCUUGUGAGCCGGGCCUCGGAGACGGACAACUCCAAUGGUCCAUACAGCCUGGUCAUAGAGCCCAAGCAAUUGUCCCUCUAUUACACUAGCAAGAACUCUCCAAAGCCGCUCCUGUACUACACAUUUGCGGAAAAAAUGUACCUCGGCAAGGAGUCCGUAGGCCAAGUGACCCUUGAAACUGCGCCGGAGACUGAUGAGGGCUACGCCUACGAAAUCACUCUGAAAUAUGCAGCAGCCAACAAGACGAGCGGCGAGGGUGGCAGAAUCAUAUUGGCUAGGCCCAAGUAUAAUUCCACACUGACCAUACUAAGGCUCGGGAUCGACGGCAACCUUCAGGCCUACACUUACUAUGACAAGGUGAACUACCGGGCUUGGGAGGUCACCUUCUCCCUCUUCUCUCAAGACGGGGACUGGGACACCGAGUGCCAAUUGCCUAGCCGGUGUGGGAACUUUGGGCUCUGCGCGAACAGCCAGUGUGUGGCAUGCCCGUCGGCCAAUGGGCUUUUGGGCUGGAGCGAGAGCUGCGCGCCGCCGAGGGUCACGAGCUGUCAACCGGGCUACUUCGGCUACUACAAGCUGGCUGGGGUGGACCAUUUCCUGAGCAAGUACACGAAGGGUGAAGGGCCGAUGAAGGAAGGGGAUUGUGGGGGCAAGUGCAGCAAGGACUGCAAGUGCCUGGGUUAUUUCUACAACCAAGAGACUUCUCGAUGCUGGAUCGCUUACGAGCUCAAGACACUGAUCAAGGUCGCUAAUUCCACGCACGUGGGCUACAUCAAAGUGCCCAAGAAAUAAGUCUAGAGUCUUGUUUCGUUUUUCUUCCCCUUGUCAGAGCUUGUGUUCUGUUCUUGUUCUGCGUUUUUUUUAUAUUUUCGGAGCAACUUCUUUUGUUGUGGUAUCCCCUUUGUAUGAGAAUGAUGAAGCUUUUCUCUUA